Salvelinus fontinalis (brook trout) is the source of this 3577-nucleotide messenger RNA. RefSeq names its product synaptotagmin-4-like. Gene Ontology annotation, biological process: regulation of dopamine secretion; vesicle fusion; calcium-ion regulated exocytosis. The transcript is spliced from 5 exons. Bases 588 to 2351 code for a protein of 587 amino acids. The record is from RefSeq and is a predicted model, not a curated record. Gene Ontology annotation, molecular function: calcium ion binding; clathrin binding; SNARE binding. NCBI's taxonomy places the organism in Eukaryota, Metazoa, Chordata, Actinopteri, Salmoniformes, Salmonidae. Gene Ontology annotation, cellular component: synapse; axon.
GGAGACUGGGGAGCUGGGACACGACUGCAGUUAUAAGAGAAAUCUGGCCAGAGAUAAAAACUGCAGGACGAACAAACCUCCCUUCACUGACACUUGGAUCAAAAGUAUCGUGCCUACACCACCCCACCAGCCUCCCCCUCUCUGCAAGGGAGAAGGGAUUACUGUCCUGGAGAGAUUACAGAAUAGAAAGAGGGUAUUUUUGAGAAGUCAUCGGGAUAUCCACAUCACAUCGCCAUAGUGGCCCGGAGCACCUGCCACUUCACUGAAUGAGCAAUCUUUUCAGCUGUGAAAUGGAACAACUCAGCAUGGGUCAGCCAAACUAACUGCUUUGUGGACUUUGAAAAGAAGACCAAGUUUGUAAUUUUUUGUUGACGCUUGUCAGAGCAUAAUGUGAGGAUUAUUGGAUCAUUCUGUAUCACAACCUCUGCAUCACUUUUUGCUCUUUAAAUUUUUUGAGGGUCAUUUUAGCUGGGAACUUAUAUGAGAAAAUCCUUGAAUACCCUCCAGCUCAUCCAAGCUAAAAGGGAAAAAGGGUUGACUACAGGAGUGAGAGGCUAGAGGUCUUAUACUGUAGGUGUCUGACAGAAAUGAUCAGAGCUCAACUGGUUGAAGAAGAGGAAGGGGCCUACAGAAGACUUACACAGUGUUACAGAGCUUCCAGAGCUGGCUCCACGGCAGAUGUCACCAUGCCUUAUCACCUGGAGGAAGAGGACCUCAACCAGCCUGUAUGGCAGUCUGUACUCUUCUUCUGCUGCAAGGGGAUGAUCGAGGGUGUUGUGGUCCUCCUCUUCAUCUGGCUGCUCAUACAGGUCCUGUUCACCAAGAACCUGGAAGUCCACCUGCAGAUUCUGCUGGCAGUGGGUCUGGGAGUGUUCUGCUUCUGCCUGGUGCUGGGCUGUCUACUGUGUUGGCGGAGAGGGAAGUAUCAUCCACCAGAGGACAAAGAGGCUGCACUGUCCCCUUCCUCAGCCACAUGUGAACGGGUCACCGUGACCCUGACCCCGUCCUCUGGCACCUUACCCAUCAAGCAGCAGUAUGAGGAGCUAGACGGGGAUGUCCUGGACCUCCCCUCCCACAAUAGCAGCUCCUCCCCCUCUGAGAAUGACCUCACCACCCUGCCCUUUGAACCUCGCCCCCGGUCAUCCUCCUCCGAGCUGAGGUCCUCCCCCAGGUCCUGCUUCCCCAUGCGUCGCCUCAGCACCCCGGUUGUGUCCUCCUCCUCCCACUACAAGCCUUCAGGCCAUGGCCGCGCCUCCCUGCCCUCCAUCCCCAAACUGGGCCUAGUCUCCAAGACCCGUCGGGCGCUGGAACGCCGCUGCUCCGUCAACGGUGACAAUUUUCUGUACAGCGAACAGAGCCGCCUGACCAGCCCUGGCAGUGCCAUGCACCCUCCUGGCCCUCAGGGGGAGCUGUCCCAGCCACAAUAUGGCUCCAGCUCCUGCUCCCUAUCCAUCCCCACCAAGCCUGCUCCUCUACUACACUUCUCCCUACUCUUCUCCCCGGCACGGGGCACUCUGACCACCAACAUCAUGGGCCUGUCAGGGGCGGCACGGCGGCGCAGUGGGGUGUUCGUACGAGCCAGCCUGCCCCCGCUCUGCCCCUCACCCCAGCAGGGGGCGUCUCGACGGUCCAGCCUCAGCCCAGAGAUACAGUGCCAGAGCUUUGUGCUACAGGUGGGCUCCGUGGAAGAGCUCCGCGCCUGCACCCUCUGGCUGGCUGUGUUCAGCAGGGACUUUUCAGGCCUGAGAGAGACAGCGCUGGGGGAGCUGGAGAUGCCUUGUGGGGAGAUGGACUGGGAGCCCGACACAACUGUCACCUACACCAGGGAGCUCACCCCCACCAGGAGUAGGCUGAAAAAGAGUAUGAGUUCCCAGGAGACGUUGGGUCGUAGGAAGAGUUCGCUCUGUGCUGCUCCACGGGCCCUGGGUCAGCUCUUCAUUCUGCUGCAGUACCAGACACUGGCCCACCGCAUCAAAGUGAUGAUCCGCAAGGCUGAGAAUCUGGCCAAACUCUCCCGGAUGCCAGGAGCAGCAGAUCACUAUGUAGUCAUCAACCUGCGUCAGGAUGGGAAGGUGAUCAGUACGAAGGAGACCAAAGGGGCGGGAGGACACAACGCUGUGUGGAACGCUCCCUUUCUCUUUGACCUGCCUGUUGGUGACAUCACUCAGCUGCCUCUUGCUCUGGAGUUCAUCAUCAUGCAGGGGCGGCUCUACACGAAGAGCAGCAUGCUGGGCCGUGUGUUGAUUGGCUGCGAGGCCCCAGAGGCAGGACAGGGACACUGGAGGGACAUGUGCAGUCAGGGACAGGUGGAGACAGCACACUGGCACCCCAUCACACCAGAAGUCUUUUAGGACUUUAUAGCAGGCCUCUACCUGUGUCAGGUUGUCAGGGCGUUGCUGGAGAGAGGACGGGGGAUAGAGGGCUUGCUAGACUAAUGGGACACACACAAAGGACAGACAGCAAAUGGACUAUCGGUGGUGGUACCUGUAAACAUAUUGUGAUGUCAUUGCAUUUAGACCUGUAGUACCUGAUGCUUACUGUUCCACACUGCCCUAACAGUGAGAUACAGGCCACAGGAUGGACUGCCACUACCGAUGUAUGAUACCAGUUGCAUGGAUUUGUGUUAUAUGUUGGUGCUGUUUGUAUCAUAGAGAAAAAUCGGUCAGUCCCGCACAUCUUUAAAGCUGGAAUCCUUAAUUGAAACUACAGCAAAGCGGCUGCCCCACCUGUGUUUUGUUAAAAAGCUGGGGGAUGAGCUUGGAGAAAGAUAAUCACUCUCAAAUUCAUAGGCAGGACUGAACAUCGAUGAUAUCAAAAUUAUAGUUUUAACCAUGUUUUGAGGCUGUACAGUGUUGUUUUACAUUUACAUAGUUUACAAACAUUGGAGUAAAACAAGCUUGUAUUAUGGGUUCUGAUGGAGUAGGACAGUUUAAAUAAGCUCAUGAGGCAAUUACAAGUUAUAUUUUUCAAGAAUCAAUGGAUGGGUAUACUGUAUCAUUAAUUCCAAAGUCCAAAGAUGGGUGUAGCAACUAAGGAUUCCAGCUUUAAUGACCUUUGUCUGAAUUUGUUCUACUGUCAAUGAUUCUUAAAUCAUGGCCAAAACACUUCUUGAGUCAUAGCCAAAACACUUCUUGAGUCAUAGCCAAAAUACUUCUAAUCUUGGUUUACUGUGACGUUCUGUGUCAGUAUUUGUCCUCAGCAUUGAUCUCUACUUGCUUUGUUUGUGUUGUGCUCUUGUGGUUCUUGUGGUCUGUGCUACUUGCAUGAUUGGGAUCUUUGCCAGACAUUAGCGUGAUUGAAAAAGUGAUCAUCAUGCGCUAUACUCAUGAAGACAGGAGUCUGAAAAGCCAUUUGCGUACAUCAAUCAGCCAUCAAUUGAUUACUGUAACUGUGUAGGCAUGCCUUUUAAGGGACUUGUAGUGUACACAUAAUGUCAUGGGACUUUCAUUUCUUUUAAUCAGCAUUGAUAAAUGGAAUGCCUGUCUUGUAUUGCUAAAAUUGCAUAUUUAUGCUUUUUAACAGUGAAAGCUCUCACAGUUGACAUGUGUCUCUGAAUUAAAGUGACGUGAUGAAGAUA